Messenger RNA from Diorhabda sublineata, 8440 nucleotides. Its product is annotated as synaptojanin-1. Bases 182 to 3622 code for a protein of 1146 amino acids. Lineage: Eukaryota; Metazoa; Arthropoda; Insecta; Coleoptera; Chrysomelidae. The record is from RefSeq and is a predicted model, not a curated record. The transcript has 16 exons. Gene Ontology annotation, biological process: synaptic vesicle endocytosis; phosphatidylinositol dephosphorylation. Gene Ontology annotation, molecular function: nucleic acid binding; phosphatidylinositol-4,5-bisphosphate 5-phosphatase activity.
AGUUGUCAAUAGUUUUGUUGACGUCAAUGUCAGUUCUCAGCUGUUCGCCUAAGAAGUCGAAAUUGAUUUAAGAUGAGGGGUGUAUAAAAACAGUCAAACAAUAAUAGAUGUUAAGAAAUACAAAAAUACCCACUGAAGGGAUAUUUUAACAUCCUUAAUCAACAUCUAAAACUUAGUUAAAAUGGCUAUGCAUAAAGGUUUUCGUGUUUACGAAAAAUGUACUCCACCAAGUCCUCAUAGUAUUCUUCUUGAACGAAAAGGAAAAGAAAACACUUUAUUAUUUGAGUCACAGGCCGUGGCAGUUUUAUCGGCACAAGAAACUGAAGCUGUAAAAAAGCAAUAUACAAAAAUUCUAGAUGCUUAUGGUUGCUUAGGUGUUUUACAGCUUAAUGCAAGUGAUACUACAGUAUUAUAUUUAGUUAUGAUUACAGGCUCCUUUUCUGUAGGCAAAAUAGGAGACUCUGAAAUAUUUCGUAUUACUCAGACUCAGUUUGUACCACUACAUUAUUCUCAAAAUGAAGAUCGAAUUUCAGAAGUAAGAAAAUUACUUAAUUCUGGUACUUUUUAUUUCACUUGGUACUCUGGUCCCCCAAGUGGUUCUGCACUUGAUUUGACAUUAUGUGCUCAAAGAAGAAGUAAAACAAGUACUACAGAUCAUAGAUUCUUUUGGAACCGGAUGCUACAUGUACAUUUUGUUAGAUUUGGUGUAGAUUGUAAUAAUUGGCUAGUGAAAUCAAUGUGUGGUUCGGUGGAGAUAAGGACAGUAUAUGUUGGUUCCAGGAUAGCACUUGCUGCAAUUAUAUCUAGGUUGAGCUGUGAGCGAGCUGGAACAAGAUUUAAUGUUCGAGGUACAAAUGAUGAAGGGCACGUAGCUAAUUUUGUGGAGACUGAACAAGUGAUAUUUUUGGAUAAUGAAAUUACUUCUUAUUUGCAAACUAGAGGCUCAGUACCACUGUUUUGGGAACAACCAGGAGUACAAGUUGGUUCUCAUAAAGUGAGAAUAUCUAGAGGAUACGAAGCGUCAAAAGCAGCUUUCAAUAGGCAUAUGACAACUAUUAAAGAACGUUAUGGUAAACAAAUUAUAGUAAAUUUAUUAGGAACAAGUCUUAUAGGAAGUAAAGAAGGUGAAGCUAAUCUAAGUCAAGAGUUUCAGAAACACCAUAAAGAGUCAGUUCACAGUGAUGUACCUCAUAUAGUAUUUGAUUAUCAUCAAGAAUGUAGAAGUGGAAAUCAGGCAAAUUUGCAGAAACUCAAAAAUAAAUUAGAACAACAACUUCAGGAUUUUGGAUUUUAUCAAGCAAAUGGAACCACCGUUUUUAGUUUACAAAAAGGCACUAUUCGUACAAAUUGCUUGGAUUGUUUGGAUAGGACAAAUUGCGUUCAGACAUUUUUUGGACUUGAGAUUUUAUCAAGACAACUAGUUUGUAUGCAAUUAACUGAGAAAAAGACUAGAUUUGAAGAAGUUUUCAAACAAAUGUGGAUAAACAAUGGCAAUGAAAUAAGUAAAAUUUAUGCUGGAACAGGGGCGAUACAAGGUGGAUCAAAAUUGAUGGAUGGUGCAAGAUCAGCAGCUAGGACAAUUCAGAAUAAUCUGUUGGAUAAUUCCAAACAAGAAGCUAUUGAUAUAUUAUUAGUUGGAUCUACAUUAUCAUCUGAAUUAGCCGAUAGAGCUAGAAAUUUGUUACCGUAUAAUACACUACAUGCUCCUAAUCAUGUGCUUCGAGAAAUGUGUAGGCGUUAUACUGAGUAUACAGAGGUUCUUCCAAUCCGGGUAGCAGCGGGAACUUACAAUGUUAAUGGAGGCAAACAUUUCCGUAGUGUAGUUUUUAAAGACAUAAAACUAUCAGAUUGGCUCUUGGACCCACAUAUAAAAUGUCAAGGAAGUCUAGUGGAUACAGGAUUCAUAGAUGCACACAAAUCUAUACCAGUAGAUAUUUAUGCUAUAGGUUUUGAGGAAAUAGUAGACUUGAGUGCUGCUAAUAUAGUUAAUUCAAGCACUGAAAAUGCAAAAGCUUGGGCUAUAGAGUUACAGAAAGUGCUAUCUAGAGAUAGACCAUAUGUUUUGUUAACUUAUCAGCAGUUAGUUGGUGUAUGUUUAUACGUUUAUGUACGACCUGAACAUGUGCCAUAUAUCAGGGAUGUUGCAGUAGAUUCUGUAAAAACUGGACUUGGUGGUCACACCGGAAAUAAAGGGGCAGCUGCAAUAAGAUUUGUCUUUUAUGCUACCUCUAUGUCAUUUGUAUGUGCCCAUUUCGCAGCUGGACAAUCUCAGGUGAAUGAAAGAAAUGCAGAUUAUAACGAAAUAACAAGAAAAAUCACAUUUCCAAUGAGUCGAUCUCUUAACAGUCAUGAAUAUCUAUUCUGGUGUGGAGAUUUCAAUUAUAGGGUCGAUAUGGAUAAAGAUGAAAUAAAAGAGCUCAUAAAACAAGGAGAUUUUGAUUCUAUUCUGAUUAAUGAUCAGUUAAAAAAGCAGCAAGAGGAGGGUAAUGUAUUUAAAAAUUUCAUUGAAGGUAACAUCACCUUUCCACCAACAUACAAAUAUGAUUUGUUCAGUGAUGAUUAUGAUACUAGUGAAAAAUGUAGAGCUCCUGCUUGGACUGAUAGGGUCCUCUGGAAAAGAAGGAACCUCACCCCUGACAUCAAUGGAGUAGCACAAGAAUCACCUGGUAAUUUGGUUUAUUAUGGUAGAGCUGAGCUUAAGCAAAGCGAUCACAGACCUGUCAUUGCUAUUGUCGACAUAGAAGUUAGAAAUGUUAACGAACAAAAACGGCAAAAGGUAUUUUACGAAGUUAUUGCUGAUAUGGGCCCGCCUGAUUCAACAAUUAUAGUGCAUUGUGAAGAUGCACCUCAAAAUGAUGACUUCAUUAUAUUUGACGAUAGCAUGGUUACAAUACUUUUGGAAGAGUUUUCACAAUUUGGGGAAACUAUUUUAGUUAGAUUUGUAGCAGAUACCAUGUGGAUAACAUUUAGAGAUGGACAGUUGGUUUUAGAAGCAUUGAAGAAAACUAAUGGGAAGAUAACGAUUAAUGAUUUCAAUUUUACGUUGUCAUUGAAAACUCCUAACUGGGUUGACCAAGCAAAGGAAGAAAUCGGAUUAUGUUCAAAUAAUACUAUUCCUUUAUACAUUUCUCCAAGCCAGUCAGAUUAUAAUUGUUUAGGCAUUCCAGAAGUUAAUAAAAUUCCUCGUUCGGUUCCACCAGGAAGACCUCCUCCACCGACAGUAAAAUCUACACCUCCAUCUUUAAGAAGAGUACCACCUAAAGCUGGUGUUAUACAUAUGCCCAUGAAACCUCAAACUUCAGUGACUUCUCCAACACAUACUUCUCCAAUAUCUGCUCAGCCAUCACUCCCAAACGCUCCAACGUUAGGAGGAGUCCCACCACUCUCUGCUCCUCCUCAAAUGCCCCCUCCUGAUUUGCCAAACCAACUGUCACAAGAAGAAGGCGUAUAUGAAGAAAUCAGUGAUGAUAUAAUAAGUACUCCUGAACCGUCAGCACCUCCUCCACCCCCUCCAAGACAAGAAGCUGCAACUGUUCUACCACCUACUCCUUCUAGAGGACCGCCACCUGUACCAGCCCGUUCUGCCCCUCCACCACCACUCCCUGCAAGGCCACGACAAUAGAUCCAGCUAAUUGAAUUUAAUUUUCCUUGGAGUACUUGAGAAAAAAUUAUGGGAUAUAGUUAUUAUAUUAUUAUAUCAUUACUAACUAGGGACUGUUUUUUGAUAUUUUAUGUUAAAAUUUUCUCUACAAUUUUUUUUUAUAGAAAAAUUUUUAAAUGAAAUGAAACCAAAUAUUUAUUAGGAAAUAUAAAUUGAAUGCUACAAGUUGAUGUUAAUUGUUGGUCAAAAAAUUAUUGUAGAUAUAUACUAAGUUCAGAAUUCACAAUGAGUUGAAGUUAAACCAAUUGCAAUAUUUUCCAGUUAUAUAAAAUGUAGUGCAAUAUUUGGUAGAUUGUUAUAUAGAAUUCAAAACCGCCAAAAUUAGCUUGGAUAUAAUUGGUUUGACCUCCUUUUCACUAACGAUUUUCAAAAUAUUUUAAAUUUCAAGAGAACGCUGCCUGAAAAUACUGUACUUAACCUCAAUGCAUUUUCCCAUAUUAGUUUAUUUAGUAAAAUUUUCCAGAAUUACUGAUUUUGACGAAAAUAUAACAAACAACUAUAGUGGAAACAACAAGAAAAAAUAUAUUUUAUACAAUUAAAAAAAGUAUUGUUACAGCUCUUCAUCAAAAUUUUACAACAGCAGAUGGUUUACUGUUGAAACUUCAAAAUAGUGAAAAGAGUUCACAUAGAGCACUUCUUAUAAGAAAAUCCUGAAAUAUACACAACACGGUUUGUGAAUUUUUCGUUCCACAUUUUCCCCUUGUAUAUCUUGUUGGAAUUAAAUGAUUAAUGGAAGAGGGAUGCUACAAUUUUGAAAAUUUCGUAGAGGGUUUCCACAUGUGCAUAAUUACAAUUGAAUUUAAAGUAAAGGAAGGAGCAAUAAUCAAAUGUUUAGUGGACCAGGAUGGUUGUUGCAUAUGGUGGUCGGCAAUAUCCGUUUUACCAUAGGCGUGAAAUAGAAAAAUUAUUUUAUAAUGAAUAAAAAAUAAGAAUUAAAUGACAGAGUGCUAAAAUAAUUAUAUAAGAAAAAAUUCAGAAAUAGAUAUCUUAUCCUAUAAAUAUAAUUAAUUUGGUUGUAUUCCGAAUAUCUGAACUAAUAAUAUUUUUACAAAUAAAACUCAAUCUAAUGUUUAAAAAAAUUUCAAUAACGCUUUUUAAUAAAAGAAUAAUAUGAUUUUCUAAUGGAGUGAUGUCAUGUGGAAAAAUUUGUUUUUAAAUUGAUUCAUAACUUUUAUUAUUAUUUUGUUCUUAUGAAUCUUUAAGUUUUUGAAAUUGUUUGUUAUACGUCUCAACAAUUUUUCAGCAAUGACACAUAUAUUAAUUAUAUCAUCGUUUGGAUAUGUGACAGUGCCUAGACUAUUCUAAUUGAUCCUAAUAAGCGCCUAUAUAAAACCUAACAAAAUCAUAAAAAAUGUAUGCAAACUACUGCAAAAUUUAUAUAAAAUUAUCGAAAACAAACACGUCCGCUUAAACUAAUACAACAAUCAAAAUAAAAUGAGCCAUACUUGGAUGUUUAAGAUGGAUACUUCUGUCGCACAGGCUGUCUAUGUAUAUAGAUAACAGCUAUCCUUCCUUUACUAUUAAUUCAAUGCUAAUUUCUUGAAAGUCGUAUUCUGAAGUUUUUGUAAAGUCUAAUUUCAUAUUCAUUGUUACAUAGAUCUGGUGGAGGUUUUGUAGUUCUUCUCGGACAGCACUAUAUUCUUCAUAAAAUUACGACUCCAUAAUAUCUGAACAUAAUCAAGUUUAAGUGGUUUGAAUAAUUUGUAGAGGCUAAGGGCUUUAUCAGAGAACCGGUACCAAUCAUGAAUUGAAAUGUGUUCUGCAUUGCAUACGCAUCAGAAUUUGUCUUUUUUUACAACUUUUGAAAUAUGGGUUUUCAACUUUAGGUUAUUCUGGUCCUAAAAAGUUUACAGAAAGUUUUGUAUCGUCUACAAAGAAAUUUUUUUGGUGACAGUAUAAGGUCAAGCAUUUAUCUCUGAAGAUUAUCACUUAAUACUAUUGAUUUAAUAGUGUAUCAUUGAUUAAGUGAGUUGUACCUUUUAAUAAAAAUGAUUUUAUAGCCCUUAGUACGUUAUCCUGUGUAUCAUGGUACUGUACUCUGAGACACACUAUAACAGAUUUUAUUAAACACAUUCUUAAAAUUAUUGAAUAUAUUAAUGACAAAUAUUAAGGGAAAUUAUUAAUCUAACACGAUCUCCAAGAUAAAGAAUCACGUGUUUUGUUUAUUAAUUUGUUUUAGUCUUUUCACUACAACUUGUUUAAUGUGAGUCCAAUUAGGAAUUGAUUAACAUAUUAUAUUUUGUCUAUUAUUUUCAUUCAAUUGCACUUUAGAUUGUACUUGUACCUUAGUCUCUCUCAUCUUAUUCUUGCCUUCAAUAAACAAAUUUUCUUCAGUGCCAUGUCUACUCUUAAGUUUGUAAGUUUUCAACACAAUUAGUUUAUUUGGCUUAAUUAUAGCCAACAAGUAUUGAAUUAUAACUGUGGCGCCUUCAGAGGUACUUCUAUCUAUUUUCACUUAUAAAUAGAUUUAUUUAUAUUUAAAAAUAUAAGAGUAGGAGUUGAAAUAUUUUUUUAUUGUAUAUAUAUAUAUAUAUAUAUAUAUAUAUAUAUAUAUAUAUAUCUUCAUCUUAAGUUUAUUUUUGAUCUUGCCAUUGUCUGUGACAUUAGUAUUAAUUUUAUUUUUAAACUGUUUUACUAAGUUAAAAUUUUUAGAAACGUUGGUGAUAUCCAUACUGAACACAUUUAUUACCAUUACAACAAAACUCGCAAUGCAAAUUAACCAGCGACCUAUAGAAGACUUGAAGGACUAUACAGUGUAAUUGUGUUGAUAUAGUGGUGGUAAAUAGUGUGUUCAUUAUUAUACAUAAAAGAAGUCUUUGCAAGCUAUAUUAUGAGCGAUGUCUUAUUGGGAACGUGGCAAUGAAACAAACCUAACCAAAGUGGACUAACUUAAAUAUAUUUUCCGAGCUUUCGAAUAUUCAAAUUUGAAUAUUGAAUUUUGAAACUUAAUGAAUUUAAAAUUUUUACAAGAAUUAAUACGAUUCAAAACCACCAACAAUCUUAAUUAAUUAUUUUCCCAGAUGAUGAAUACAUCAAUAUUCGAAAGCUCAGAAAAUAUAUUAUAUAUAUAUAUAUAUAUAUAUAUAUAUAAAUACAUAUAUAUAUAAAUACUUGAAAAAGUAUUGUUUAUGGAUAAAUCUACUAAUCAUUCCUAUCUAAAUAUGUGUAGAUAGAUCAUAAAAAAUGAAUAUUUUAUUCCCAUUUUACAGGUAUAUUUUAUUAUUACAUAAUAAUAUUGUAACUAACAAAGUACUGUAUAUCAAAUGCUGGGUGUACGCUUGUAAAAUGUUAUUUUAGUUACUUGUCACUGUCAAGUGUCAAACUGAUGACUACUUGUUUUCAUACAUUCCUUGUUCAAGUUUUAUUGUAUAUUUCUUAUGACUAAGUAAUUCGCAUUAUACACUCCUCAUCAAAAUUAACGAAUAAUUUCGAUGAAAUUACUCUAUGGAGAUAGACUAAGUUGGAAUUUAUGGAACCGUUGGUGAUAUUCAUACUGAACAUACUGUUUACACCUCCACUUACAGUGUAAUUGUGAGCGUUGGUGUAAAGAGUGUGUUUAUUAUGGAGAGAAUUAAAAUAUUACCAAUACAGAAUUAACGUAUUUAUUGUUAAUUUCAGUUAGAAUUGUGGGAUAUAUAGUGAUUUAACUAAAUCUAACAAAUAAAAUUUAUGUUCUAUUGGAUAAGAACAAAAUUAUUAGCUGACUUGGAUUUCGACCUCUUUAAGAUAAUUUUGGUUGCAUUCAAGUAUUAUUAUGCAUGGAAAAAAAUCUACUAAAAAAGGAAGAAAAAGUACAAAUUAUGGAUCUAUUACAUUAACAACCUAUAAGCAUUUCUUAAAUGAUCACCAUGUCGAUGGGGCCCUCGAUCUUAACACCGUUAAACCACAAUCUGCAAAAUUAACACGCCUUUUAGUCUUUGAUUUCUUUCCAUCUCUUGGAAUCUUCUUAAUGCCCAGUUACCUAAUUGUUACAGGAUACUCUUCGAGGAUAAUAUUGUGAUUGUAAUAGACGAAUAAAUUUAAAUUUCUUGCAUAACCGCAAGACAUUAUCAGUCUUAACAAAACAAUUUUAUGUUGGAUAUAAAUAUUAGGAGGCAACAAAGUCAAUAAAUUUUAGUCAAAUAAUAAAUGAUACCAUAAUUUUUCUGGGAGUUUGUAUGGGUGUUCCUUUUUGCUAGUUCAAAUAGAUGAUUCCAUCAGUCCUUUAUUGUUUGUACAAACACUGUUUUGUUAUACUAACAUUAACCAGAUUUUUUAAUGUAUUUUCAGUAUACUUUGUGGGUCUUUUAAUGCAAUUGAAUUAAUUUUUCCAUUUUUCCUCGUGAUCUUUAAUUCACCUCAAUACAUUUCCGUUUUCUUAUUAAGGUGUGCGUUUUUCAGUAUUUCUACCAUUGUAGAAAGAAUGGUACCAAUCGAAUUUGCACUGUAAAAUUAGUAUUUUUCAACAUAUACCUACCAUACAAAAAUGAUUAAAUAAAGGCUUUAUAUUGAGAGAGGUAUACGUUUAAAAUUGUUAUUAUAAAUGCCUAUGUAUAGCAAUAUAAAUAGAUCCACCUUAUUUUUGCUCUGAUCCAAACAUGAAAAUUAAAUGACACAUCAAUAAAAAGUAGAGCAAUUAUAAAAUAGAUAAAUGCUUGUAAAAUUAGUUUAUAUAUUCUAACAGUAGGUAUAGUGCAAUCACAUGGAUUUAAAAUUUGUUUUUAAUAUGUAAAAAAAUUAUUCGAGCAAUUUUAUUUAUAUAUUUAUAUCUGUUUUUCGUAUCAUAUUAAAUAUAUUUGA